This is a messenger RNA of Pelobates fuscus (common spadefoot toad), 2177 nucleotides long. RefSeq names its product p21 (RAC1) activated kinase 1 (gene PAK1). Gene Ontology annotation, molecular function: ATP binding; protein serine/threonine kinase activity. Gene Ontology annotation, biological process: regulation of axonogenesis; protein phosphorylation; regulation of actin cytoskeleton organization. The record is from RefSeq and is a predicted model, not a curated record. The coding region runs from base 70 to 1695 and encodes 541 amino acids. NCBI's taxonomy places the organism in Eukaryota, Metazoa, Chordata, Amphibia, Anura, Pelobatidae. The transcript is spliced from 15 exons. Gene Ontology annotation, cellular component: cytoplasm.
GUGGACGGACAGCUCCGGGGAAGAGACACAGCCCGCACCGUGAGAGUUGCAAAGCUGGGAUAGCUGAAGAUGUCGGAGAAUGCUCUGGAAGCAGAAGACAAGCCCCCAGCUCCACCCCUGCGGAUCACAAGCACAUUCAUUGGUGGCAGUGCCAAGGUUCCAAACCAUGGUUCCAAACCCCUGCCCCCCAACCCUGGGGAUAAAAAGAAUAUUUUUCGCUCCAUCUUCCCUGGGACAGGAGGCGCCAAAACAACAUGGAAACCGGAAAUCUCUCUCCCCUCGGAUUUUGAGCACACGAUUCACGUUGGCUUUGAUGCUGUGACAGGAGAAUUUACAGGCAUGCCAAAACAAUGGGCCCUGCUUCUACAGACCUCAAAUAUCACCAAAUCGGAGCAGAAGAAGAACCCGCAGGCUGUGCUGGACGUGCUGGAGUUUUACAACGCGAAAAAAACCUUGAACAGCCAAAAAUACAUGAGCUUCACAGAGAAUUCAUUGGACGCUUACAAUUCAACAGUGAAUUUGAAUGUGAAGUCCGUUUCAGAAACGCCAACCGUACCGCAAGUGUCAGAAGAUGAAUUUGAAGUAGAUGACGACGACAGUGAAGCUGCUCCCCCACCUGUUGUCGCCCCACGCCCAGAACAUACAAAAUCGAUCUAUACGCGCUCUGUUAUCGAUCCGCUGCCCCCUCCGACUGACAACGAUGUGGCAAACACUCCUUCCUCUGAAACUAAGGAAAACAGCGUGGAACCCGUUCAGGCAGCAGCCAAAACCACAGAGAAGUUAAAGAAGAAGCCCAAGAUGUCCGAUGAGGAGAUUCUGGAGAAAUUACGGAGUAUUGUAAGCAUAGGAGAUCCCAAGAAGAAGUACACACGGUUCGAGAAGAUUGGCCAGGGAGCAUCGGGUACAGUUUACAUUGCGGUCGAUGUAGCAACGGGACAAGAGGUGGCAAUUAAGCAGAUGAAUCUACAGCAGCAGCCAAAGAAAGAGCUAAUUAUUAACGAGAUCCUUGUAAUGAGGGAAAACAAGAAUCCAAAUAUUGUAAAUUAUUUAGACAGUUAUCUGGUCGGGGAUGAGCUCUGGGUGGUGAUGGAGUAUCUGGCCGGUGGAUCUCUCACAGAUGUCGUUACGGAGACUUGCAUGGAUGAAGGACAGAUAGCAGCCGUGUGCAGAGAGUGUCUGCAAGCCUUGGAAUUUCUGCACUCGAACCAAGUCAUUCAUCGAGAUAUUAAAAGUGACAACAUCCUACUGGGCAUGGAUGGGUCUGUGAAGCUGACGGAUUUUGGUUUCUGCGCCCAAAUUACUCCUGAGCAAAGCAAACGUAGCACAAUGGUGGGGACUCCAUAUUGGAUGGCACCGGAAGUGGUUACUCGAAAAGCUUAUGGUCCUAAAGUGGACAUCUGGUCUCUGGGAAUCAUGGCCAUCGAAAUGAUCGAGGGAGAGCCUCCUUACUUGAAUGAAAAUCCUCUGAGGGCACUCUAUCUCAUAGCUACAAACGGGACGCCGGAGCUGCAAAAACCAGAGAAAUUAUCAGUCACUUUCAGAGACUUUCUCACCCGCUGCCUUGAAAUGGAUGUAGAAAAGAGAGGCUCAGCCAAAGACCUUCUCCAGCACCCGUUCCUGAAGAUCGCAAAGCCUCUAUCAAGUCUCACUCCUCUUAUAAUUGCAGCAAAGGAAGCUGCGAAAAGCAACCACUAGAUGGAGGUACCAAAUCGUGUGGAAAGGACAUUUUUUUAAAAUAAGUGGCUAUUUGAUUCAGCCUUUUAUUGCCACAUCGUCUGGCCAUCAGACACCUCGAAUAAGAACCAUCGUCGCUGACUGCGUUGGUGUUAACUUUCUAAGGCCAUACAUUUCCUGCACCUGACAUUUCAAGAAUCUCACUGUAGUAAAUAACUACUCUGACGUGGAUGUGACUUUUUACCAUGGACUUUUUAAAGAAUCUAUUCUGCACACUGUAGGCAAGCACAACAGUUUGUCUCUUUUAACUGUGGAUUUUUUUUUAUAAUUUUGGAGCCUUGACUGUGUUGAGCUUAGUAAAUUAAAACUGUUUGUUCCCCUGUCUUUCUGGUACUGUAUUGUCUGACAUGGUUUGCAUUUUCCCAAUCUGCGCUCUGCAGAGAUACUUAAAAUUAUCUGAUGGGCUUUGUUUUUUGAAUUGUAUAUAAAAGUGUACGACUUGA